CUGGGAUCGGAUGAUGAGACUGAAGGAAUUCACGGACAAGCUGAUCCUGAAGGACAUCGUCAUGCCGACUGAGAUCUUCGGGCAACCAAUCGCGGAGGACAUGCAGGUGUUUCACGGUGGGGACAUCGCCAGAAUUCGGGUGCUCAUGGAGUACGGGGGCAUCUUCCUCGAUAACGACUCGUACGUCGUUCGCAGCCUCAACCCCUUUCGCAAAUUUGAGUUCACCAUCGGUUGGGACGAGGGCCAGUUUCUUGGCACGCAGAUAAUCCUGGCGCACAAGCAGGCCCGCUUCCUGGACCUGUGGCUCCACACCUACGACGGCAACUACAAGGGAGAGGAGUGGUACUACAACGCGGGGGAGCUACCGACCAAAUCCGUGCUCUGGCGGCGCCCGGACCUCAUCCACCGGGUCAAGGUGCUCUUCGGGAACGACAUCAGGUUCCAGGGCAACCUCUUUCAGCGCUACUGGCCCGCCUGGCGGAAGCACCACUUCACGUUCCACCUCCUCAUCCGCCGCAAGCACCAGGCCGCCCUCCACAGCAUCAACCGCAAGGCCAAGUACCCGGUCGAGUUCGACGACGUCAACCUCCAGGACUACCCCAUCACCUUCCGCGAGAUGGCCAACGAGGUCCUCGACUUCGAGAAGGCACUCCUCAAGCACAGUGAUCUUCUCUAGAAGAAUGGUUCUAGACGCGACUCGUAACAUUCUGUGGUCUAACUUUCAUCCAUAGAGUACAUAGAGUCGUAAUGUAAGUGGGAGAGCUGGCGCCAUGUUCUGCUCAACUCGAUCGUUCCCAAAAAAGUACUUGAGCAAUUUUUGUCCAAAAUGUGUCUGA
This is a messenger RNA of Bemisia tabaci, 836 nucleotides long. RefSeq lists its product as uncharacterized. NCBI's taxonomy places the organism in Eukaryota, Metazoa, Arthropoda, Insecta, Hemiptera, Aleyrodidae. The record is from RefSeq and is a predicted model, not a curated record.